This is a messenger RNA of Colletes gigas, 2499 nucleotides long. RefSeq lists its product as uncharacterized. Bases 1127 to 2239 code for a protein of 370 amino acids. The record is from RefSeq and is a predicted model, not a curated record. The transcript has 5 exons. Lineage: Eukaryota; Metazoa; Arthropoda; Insecta; Hymenoptera; Colletidae.
UAUUUGACCAUCAAACUGUUAAGCUUUUAUAUACGAUACAUUUCGCGGGACUAAUCUGAAAAAUAAUCUGCGAAUCGUGGACGCCGGUGGACUAACGGACGCGUGGAUCGAUAUUCGAGGGUAACCGAUCUCGAUGGCAGAAGCGAUCGCGAAUCGAUACGACUGGUAAACAUAUUUCGAUAGUUGGAACGACGUGAACAUAACCGCGAAAGCGUAAUUUGUUGUACGAUAAAACUAAUUUGUAGCAGUUCGAUUUUUUUUAUUCGCCUAAGACUGGAAACCAAGUAGAACGAAAGUCGAUUGUGCGUGACUGAUUGCAGCUCAAAAUACUGUAAUAUCGAACGCCGCUACAUCUGCAUACAGGCAAAAAAGGGUGAAUCACUGUAUGGGAGCCACUGUGUACGUUACCCAAUUUGAAUAGAGAAAAAUUGAAGAACCUCCAGCUCUACUUUUGACACACACUGUACGUAAUCGAGCGACGCAGCGCGCGUGCGAGGACUGACGAAGACGGGGGUAGGGGGAUGGUCGAGCUCGAAGGCAGAGGUAACAGCGCGCGGUCGGUGGUGGUGCUCAGUCGGUGGUUGCUCGGGACAAACGGGCACGUCCACGAAGUGCGGGAUAACGAUGGAGGCUGCGUUAAUAGCACCAAGCGAGUGAUACGCGCCGUGCGUUACACGGGGACCGUGUCCCAUUCGUGGCCCGCGUAUCCCCCUCGCGGUCGCCCCUCCCCCAACAGAAGGACCAGUGCGUGUGCAUCCUUCGUGCAACCGUGUGCGUGCGUGGCCGUUAUCCACGGUGUGAUCGUUCCUCGGCGCUUUCUCGUGACAGGAGAGAACGACCAAACGAAACAACAGACCAGAUAGAGAAACAAGAAAAAAAAGAAAGAGAUACAGAAAACGGUCGGGACGCGGGACAAAAGAAAGGCACAACGAACGGGAAAAUGUCGUUCACGUAGUCGAAGCGAGAGGAUUCGGAGAGAGGCAGGUCAAACACGGUGCAGUGGUUACCCCGAGUCGUUGAGUAAAAAAAGACAGGAAGACGAUGCAAAGGGAGCUAAGCUCGUAACAGAAAGAACGCCUGGCCCGAAGGCGUUAAACCGGGAAGAGUGUAAUCGGGGCGCAGAGCGAUGUACGCAGCUGCAGGUGGCGCCAGUAUAGCGAAUAGGAGGAAGCAGAAACGGUUGCAGUUGAAUAAACGUGUCGCCGAGAGUACGAUCCCGUCACGGCUGAAGAAUGUUCCGGCUUCUCAGCACUACUUCCACCAACACCAACACCAACACCACCACCCGAGCAAAUUCGCGCGUCCGCACGUUGUUCCACCAUCUUCCACACCACAGCCACAACCACAGUCAUCUGCAUUCCAUCCGAGCGUCGAUCGACGGCGUCAUGUCGAGAAGUGUCAGCAGGUCGCGCCUGUCUCUCCGAUCCAAUUUCCUAUAUCACCGCCACCGCUUUCCCUCGAAUCACCAAGUUCGGUCACCUGCGCCACAAAAUCCAACAAUUUCCCAUUCCCGCCACCGUCGAUCCUCGAUCUCCGAGUUUCGCCAUCUUCUUCGGAGCUACAGUGUGGUGGAGGACCCGGCAAAGCAGCAUGGCAAGGUUACGGCAGACCUUCUCCACUUCCUUUGUCUCCUAUGUCACCUCACGGAUGCCGCGGGGAUGGCUACAAGACAAAGCAAUGCGAAGCUCAUCGGCGAUGGAUGAAAAGGAACAGGAUAAGAGACGCAAGCUACUGCUAUGGAAGCAGCGAAGAAGAUGACGAAGUAGAUGGAAGCAGUAAUGCAAACCGUCGUAGAGGGGAAGUUAGCGCGGCAGUGAAUACCGUACUCUAUGCGGGGCUGGGAACUACAGCGCUCGGAUUAGUUAUCUCGUUUGUCGGCACUGGAGAGAAAGGAUUCCUCAGUCCGGAAUUGAGGCUGGUGGGUCCUUCGCUACUGUGCGCCGGUUUACUAUGUUGCCUAUUUCGGGUGCUGCUCUGCCUCUGUUUAUGUCGUUGCGGUAAAUGCCGCUGGCGGUUUUGCCACGUUGCUUCCGACAAAAAGGAUAAAGUGAGGAAAACGGAAGCUCGUCCAGCCGGAGCAUUGCCUACCGCCUCACUUUUGUCACCAACGCAACAACAACAACAACAACCACAACAACAACAGCAACAGCAAUCAGCCACCGCGUCCUCGAGUGGCCCAGCAUCAUCGUCAACAAAAGCACACGAGCUCUUGCUCUCUCCUGCCCAAUUAGCAGAGUGAAAACACAAUUACGAACGUUUUCUACGAAAAUCAACACGCCGAUUAACUGCCGGUUCUUGUCCAAAUAAUAGAAUAUCUAAUCUCCAUUCGACCUGAACCGUUUUUUCGCAACAACCAUCACAGCCUAACUCUAGUUCAAUGCGAAUUUUAGCGCUUAAAAGUAAUAGAGAAAUAAACAAUCGGCCACGUUUUUCUACCCCUACCGUGUUUGAAAAAGUAAAAAAAUAAUUAUCAAUGAGCCUUCAACUGCCUCCUGGUUU